AUUGACUCAUUUUGAUGCAACAAGUGACGUCAUUACAGGAUAUGACGUCUUGAAAAUGCGACACAUUUCGGUGUAUUGAAAAGAAAGUGCAAGGAGCCGAACCACAAUGAAUUCUCGAGGUGUCCGAUCUCAGAUGAAAGACAGCGUACCUGUGGCAGGCUUGUGUGCACAGGGGGAUUAUGGAGUACAUGAUACCUUGCGUAGUGGUUUCAGCAGUGUGAAGAAUGACAUUAUUCCUGCCCACCCACUGGAGCUGGCUGAAAAAAAUUUUGAGCUGAAUCAAGACAAGAUGAAUUUCUCUAGCCUCAGGAACAUCCAAGGUCUUCAUGCCCCUCUCAAGUUGCAGAUGGAGUAUAGAGCAGCGAGACAGAUCCAGCGUCUGCCAUUCUUGCAAAGCUCCAACCUGGCACUGGACACGCUCCGAGGAACUGAUGAGAACAUCGGCUUUGAGGACAUCCUCAAUGAUCCAACACUGAGUGAAACAAUGGGUGAGCCACACAUGAUGGUGGAAUACAAGCUGGGAUUUCUUUAGAAGAUCAUCCAUGUAGGUUUUUGUUUGACCGCCACAUAUUUUGUAUGAUUUUCAAACUCAAUGGCAGAUAUAAUAAAUGUCUUUAAAAACGUU
Nerophis lumbriciformis (worm pipefish) is the source of this 625-nucleotide messenger RNA. It is a transcript of the gene pomp, whose product is annotated as proteasome maturation protein. Gene Ontology annotation, biological process: proteasome assembly. The record is from RefSeq and is a predicted model, not a curated record. NCBI's taxonomy places the organism in Eukaryota, Metazoa, Chordata, Actinopteri, Syngnathiformes, Syngnathidae. Gene Ontology annotation, cellular component: cytoplasm; nucleus.